GGAGGUGCCGCGUCUCAUCGUUUCCCCGUGGAGCUGGAGCUUCUCCUUCCUCGUGGCCUUCGUGUACAGUUGGGUGAGGUCCGAAUGGCUCCGGAAGAAGAUUCCGUUGAGAAGCUGUUUGGGUACCAUGAGGUGUCUAUUUUGCUACGGCUCGUUCCGGGCUCGCUGUGUGCUGGCAGUUGCCAUACUACUGGGGCUGCUUUUCUGGCGCCACGAAAGGGCGUUGCCCCCUGUGCCGAAGCCGGCCGACUUCCUUCACGAGUCUCUGAAGGAUACCUUCGGGCUCGUGUGCGGCCCAGCCGUGGCGGCCAUGCUCGUCUGCGCACCGCUGCGGCAGUGCAUCGUGGCGAUCGUCGUGGCCAUCGGUGGCGUCAUCAUGUCUUGCUUCUCCUCCGCGGCGGCCCUGGCCCUGUCCCUCUGCUUCGACGGGGCCACCCUCGG
Molecule: messenger RNA, 441 nt
Organism: Prorocentrum cordatum
Lineage: Eukaryota; Dinophyceae; Prorocentrales; Prorocentraceae
Source: the annotation of a GenBank genome assembly